Messenger RNA from Rhipicephalus microplus (southern cattle tick), 1951 nucleotides. RefSeq names its product AP-4 complex accessory subunit Tepsin. Lineage: Eukaryota; Metazoa; Arthropoda; Arachnida; Ixodida; Ixodidae. Gene Ontology annotation, cellular component: trans-Golgi network membrane. The record is from RefSeq and is a predicted model, not a curated record.
GUCCUAAGUCGCGCAGUGGGAUCCAGGAAAAGCAAGCAAAAUGAAAGGAGCGCUCAAAGAGGACCUGAGUUUUCUCAAAAAGGUACCGCUGUUGGCUGAAGCAAUGUCCAACCUUGAUGGCCCUAUUCCUGGCUACUUGUACAAGGAAAUCAGCUCCAUGACAGUGGAGAACGAUGGUCACUAUGCCGAGCAAGUCGUGGAUUACCUUCUGGGUGCCUUGAUGGAAGGAUCAUCGCCAACAAAAGUGAAGUGCCUGAGAGUCCUGCAUUAUGUCCUGGCUAAUGGUCACCCCACUGUACGUUCCAUCCUAGCCAGAAAAGAUGCCACCAUUCGAUCGGUUGCAAAUGUGUCCGGUGGCGGUUCGGAGAACCAGUGCCUCCGCUUGCUUGCGAAGAUCACUGCAGCUCAGCCAAACCCAUUUUCAACUGCUCAUUCACAGUACGACAUAUACUGGAAGCAUGAUGUCGCUAAGACUGCUGAUCUGAUUGGGACUUGCUGCAUGCAGGUUCAUGAUGACAGUGCCGGGAGUCAACAGACUUCUAGCCAGUUUCCCCCUUCUCAGCAAGAAAACCGGUCCGUACUCUGGGCAUGGGGCUUCGGCGGGUGCUACUGGAAAUACCAGGGAUUCGGAAAUGCUCCGCUCGGGCCAAAGACACUGACAGAACAAGUGACCGACAGUAUAGCGAGGGUUGUGGACAAGAUCUCGGGGAAGCCGGCCGACAAGGGUGGCACUGACCUGCUGACUGAAGGCCUGCCCAAGUUUAGACCCGUGACGGUUCAGUCCUCGGCUUCUGUCGCUGGAAGAACUGCCAGUCUUUCACAGCAGCCAGGGACAAUUGCAGCAAAAUCCCAGAAAGCAGCCCGCAAGAAGGGCCGUGCCGGAGGCGGCUGGGAUGAUGACAAUGAUGAGGAGGUCGACGAUGGCAAUGCGUCGGGGACGGUGAGCGAUUCGGCAAGCAUCGGCGAUUCCAACCGGACUGGUGACAUUACUAGUGUACCUGCUGCUCAGUUGUAUGAGAAAGAGGUGCAGUCAGUGGAUGCCUUUGUUGAUCCAAGCCUCGAGUUCCCGCCUUCACGACAGGAACUGGAUGAAGCCCGCGAGAGGUGCACUGUGCUCAACGUGGACAAGGUUGUGCAGCUCGUGGCUGCAAAAAUCUUCGCACCGCAGCAGAGCACACAGAUGAGGGCUCUGGUGUUGAUCGAAGCUUUGCUGAGAAAGGGCCAUGUCAAUCUGGCAAGCCAGGGGGCACCACUCCUGGCACAGCUUCAAGACUUGCAGCCGAAGUCAUCCGACCCUGUUCAAGUCAAGGCCAGGAAGAUUUCCCUUAUCAUCCAGAAGCUAAUGGAAGAGCCGGAGAGUUGACUACCGAGCAUGCAAACUACCGGGUGGUCGCCUCAUGCUGGCGUGUCGAAGUGAACAUGCUAAUGAAUGAACACAGAAACAUUGAUAAUACAGUCACAGUUUUGGUGUGGCAUGUCCCUUUUCUGUGAAAAAACUUGGCUCCUUCUACCAAGGACACACACAAGGGUUUCUGCGGUGUGUUUUUGAAUAUAACCAACAAUCCCCGUUGAAGAUGACAACCAACAGGUGACAAUAAAGAGGAGAAGGAACCUUUGAGAUCAGGAGCAGUAUAAUAAAAAACAGAACGGUUGGUCUAUGGCUCUUGUCUGCUACUGCUCAGUGGCCACACAAUUACGUGAUUUUAUAAGUAUGGCUUUCACCUGUUUAUGUGAACAAGUUGUUAUCUUGCAUGAAGAAAACUAUUCAUCUUAGUUAUAGAUGCAUGCCGUGAUGUACCUAUAAUAUCAAAUUUGUUUUUAUUCUUCAUCGACCAUUGUAACAAAAGACGGUAUUGUAAGGAAAUUAUUCAAGGAGCUGUUUUCUGUAUUAGACACAACUAAUGAAGCCUACGAACAGUUAAGGGGACACUAAAGGCAAAUAAUAAGUCAA